Molecule: messenger RNA, 570 nt
Organism: Puccinia triticina
Lineage: Eukaryota; Fungi; Basidiomycota; Pucciniomycetes; Pucciniales; Pucciniaceae
Exons: 2
Coding region: 1-570 (189 amino acids)
Molecular function (GO): protein binding
Source: RefSeq, a predicted model, not a curated record
AUGCUCAGCAAUCCCGAGAGCCUGCUCCUUGCUUCGCCCUCAAUAACCUCCUCUUCAACACCAUUAAUGCUGUCAACUUCGAACAGCCUUGCGGUUGAGGUGGACGAUACCAUGAUCAGAGAUACCCAAGAACAAGAAGGUGAUCCAGAAGAAAACAACGGUUGGUUUUGGACGGAGACGACGCAACCGGACCCCUUUGCCGCUCCGUUCUCCACCCCACCUCGUCAAGGCAGGAUCUUCUUUUCUCCCCCGAGGAGCUUGGACACGCUUACCGCCAAGCGAACCCAAUCCGAAGACCUGACUCGCACCAUUCAUUGUGUUCGACCGAGGGAUGAGACUGAGACCGUGCUGAGCGCGGACAGCCACCUUCGCUUCUUGUCCGCCUUCUCGCGGGCGGUCAACCGCGGCAAUAUGUGUCUUGAUCUCAACGCGUUCGCCCAGCUCGGCCGGAUCUGCUAUUUCCAAGGCCUGCAGAAUCUCAGUCUCCGCUCGAACCAGCUCACCAAACUGCCGUCCGAGAUCGGCAAUCUGCGGAGCUUGAGGGUCCAAGCUGGUGUACAACCGGCUUGA